AUGCCUGAUUUGUAUUUGUCGAACAACCCUUCCCAAGAGAACUUGGAAGAGUUCGAACGCUUGGAAUCGACCCUUCCGCCCACACUCCGUAGAUCCGCCAGUUCACUUUUCGAGUCAUUGGCUAUUGGGACAGCUUCAGGAACAAGCACACCACCAUUACCUUCCACUCCUCAAGCCCAUGAAAACAGAUUUCAACAGUCUAGACUAGGAAGAGAUGAUGGAACUCCUACCCCUAGAAUCCCAAGUGGUUCCAAACUGGCCCACCAUCACUUAGUCCAAAGACUCCAGCAUUCUGAACACUCUAGAUCUUCAUCUCCAAUUCCAAUGCCAAAGCCUAAGUUCAAUGAAGAAAUUCAUAAGCCUGCCAUGAACACCUCACAAUCAUCAACUGGUGUGCUUUGGGUUACAGAAAGAGCCACUGAAUAUGGUUUUGAUGUGCAAGACUUAGACUGGGCAAAUUUGGGCCAAGGUGCACCAGAACAUGGGGAUACAAUUCCUGGUUCCUUUAAGAGACCUUCUCUGGUUCCUGUACCUGAUUACAGUAAAGAGUAUGCCCCUACUGCAGGUAUAAAGGAGUUGAGAGAAGCCGUAGCCAAUUACUACAAUGAAACUUACCGUCAGGACAAACCUUCCAAGUAUACAUACAAGAAUGUAUGCAUUGUUCCAGGAGGUAGAGCUGGUUUAACCAGAAUUGCGUCAAUUAUCAGCGACUGCUACUUGUCAUUCUUUCUUCCUGACUACACAGCUUACGCUGAAAUGUUAUCGUUAUUUAAGAAUUUCUCACCAAUCCCUGUUCCUUUAGAUGAGCUGGACAAUUAUGAAAUGCACUUGGAAUUUAUCAAAAGAGAAUUGGAUAGAGGGGUUCUGGCCCUUUUAACUUCUAAUCCAAGAAAUCCUACUGGUAAGUGCAUGACAAGGACUCAAUUGCACAACUUACACAAGCUAUGCAAGGAAAAGUGUUUAUUGAUUAUGGAUGAAUUUUAUUCCCAUUAUUAUUACGAUGAUAACUGCUCCGGAUCUUCCAUAUCUUCUGCUGAGUACGUAAAAGAUGUUAAUUCAGAUCCAGUAUUGAUCUUGAACGGUUUAACCAAGGCAUUUAGACUACCAGGAUGGAGGAUUUGUUGGAUCUUAGGUCCUGAAGAUUACAUUAACGCUUUAAGUUCAGCAGGCUCCUUUUUAGAUGGUGGUUCUAAUGCACCCUUUCAAUAUGCUGCUGUAGACUUUUUAGAGCCAUUGAAGGUCAAAGCUGAAAUGAAGGCCUUACAAAUUCACUUUAAAAUGAAGAGAGACUACAUCAUCAAAAGAUUAAGCAAGAUGGGAUUCCACUUUACCGAUGGGCAGCAUGGAAAUAUCCCUAAUUCUACUUUUUAUUUAUGGUUGAAUUUGAGUCACUUACCAGGAAAAUUGUCAAACUGCUUAGGGUUUUUCCAUGAAUGUUUACAUGAAAAGGUUAUCAUUGUUCCUGGAUUCUUUUUCUUGAUUAACCCACAGAAUCUUUCCAGAUUGGAAGAUGUUAUUUGGUACCACUUUGUAAGAAUCAGUUAUGGUCCUGAGUUUGAUCAAAUAGUGAAGGGAAUGGAUGGUAUUGAAAGAAUUUUGGAAAGAUUCGGUUGCUUGCCAUAUAAGGUUGAAAGACAUUAA
Messenger RNA from Dujonia railenensis, 1641 nucleotides. Lineage: Eukaryota; Fungi; Ascomycota; Pichiomycetes; Serinales; Debaryomycetaceae. The record is from the annotation of a GenBank genome assembly.